AUGCAGAGAGAGGGAAGACGUGGGGAAGUAACAGCGGCCUUUGCGGUGCCUCACAGGCCGUUUGGAGAGGGAUCAAGUAGAGAAGUAGCAGCGAGCUUUGCGGCACCUCGGAGGCCGUUUGGAGAGGGAUCAAGUAGGGCUGUGACAGAAUCAAUAGACGAUGCAGGUGCAGGAUCAGAGGCCAUGGGGAGGGAUUCAUCUGCACUGGAGAGGGGGGGAGAGGAGGAGGAGAAGGAGGAGGAGGAGGAGGAGGAGGAGGAGGAGGAGGAGGAGGAGGAGGAGGAGGAGGAGGAGGAGGAGAAGGAGGAGGAGGAGGAGGAGGAGGAGGAGGAGGAGGAGGAGGAGGAGGAGGAGGAGGAGGAGGAGGAGGAGGCGGAGGCGGAGGCGGAGGCGGAGGAGGAGGAGAAGCAUUACUAG
Molecule: messenger RNA, 417 nt
Organism: Closterium sp. NIES-65
Lineage: Eukaryota; Viridiplantae; Streptophyta; Zygnematophyceae; Desmidiales; Closteriaceae
Source: the annotation of a GenBank genome assembly